Messenger RNA from Echinops telfairi (small Madagascar hedgehog), 2040 nucleotides. It is a transcript of the gene PARPBP, whose product is annotated as PARP1 binding protein. NCBI's taxonomy places the organism in Eukaryota, Metazoa, Chordata, Mammalia, Afrosoricida, Tenrecidae. Gene Ontology annotation, biological process: negative regulation of double-strand break repair via homologous recombination. The record is from RefSeq and is a predicted model, not a curated record. The coding region runs from base 46 to 1788 and encodes 580 amino acids. Gene Ontology annotation, cellular component: chromatin. The transcript has 11 exons.
GUGUCAGGUCUGCACCUUUGGGCUCUCUCUCCUUCGGGCCAGAGGAUGGCUGUGCUUUAUCAGAAGGCUGUCUUGGAUAUGAUCAAAGAGUUUAGACGGAAUUGGCGUGCGCUGUGCAGCUCGGAGCGAACUACUGUGUGCGGAGCAGACUCCAUGCUCUUGACACUGCAGCUUUCCGUGGCAGAGAGCAACAAACAGUACAGUGGAGAAUUUACGGUCUCUCUCAGUGAUGUGUUAUUGACCUGGAAAUACUUAUUACAUGAGAAAUUGGAUUUACCGGUUGGAAAUAUGGAAGUGAUUGACCAUUAUGCGGACAUUAGGAAGAAUUAUGAUGAUUUCUUGAAGAAUAGUAACAUGCUAGAUCUGAUUGAUGUUUAUAAAAAAUGUAAGAUUUUGCCUUCUACCUGUGAAAAGAAUGACAAGCUGUCUCCUAAUCAACUACAGGAUUUUCUGUUUGGCAAACAAUACACAGGAGAUGAUGAAAUCAAUCUAUAUGUACCGACAUCACCAACAAGAAAAGACAACCAGGACACAGAAAAGGCGCAUUUGCUAGCCAAGAAGAUCAUCUAUUCAUAUUUGAAUUUGCUAGUAAAUUCAAAGAAUGACCUGGCUUUGGCUUAUAUUCUAAAUAUUCCUGAUAGAGGACUUGGAAGAGAGGCCUUCACAGAGCUGAAACAUGCUGCUCAGGAGAAGCAGCUGCCCAUCUUUCUGAUGGCCACAUCAUUCAUUCGAACAAUACAGCUUGGAGGAAAAGGAUAUGCGCCCUCUCCAUCUGAUCCCUUAAGGACUCAUGUGAAAGGAUUGUCUAAUUUUAUUAAUUUCAUGGAUAAAUUAGGUGAGAUUCUUGGAGAAAUCCCAAAUCCAAGCGUUGCAGGGGGCCGGAUACUCUCAGUAAUAAAGACGCAGCUGAUGAAAGGCCAGGACAGCAGGGAUCCUUUCUGUGAAGCAGUAGAGCAAGUGGCUCAGGAUUUGGAUUUGAGGAUUAAAAAUAUUAUCAGUUCUCAACAAGGAGAUGUAGCUGUGUACACCACUGAUAUCAGUCCUGCACGGCCUAAAUCACAUGCCAUAAACCAUGGCACUGUGUACUGUGGCAGAGACACUGUGAAAAUUCUCCUGGUUCUUUUGGAUGAAGAAGCUGCUGAUGCACCCACCAAAAACAAAGCAAAACUUUUAUAUGAUGAUGAAAAUCUAGUUCAUUGUAAUGGGACGUCUAUUCUUACUCUUUUCAGAUCUCCGACACAAGUGAAUAACUCAUUGGAGAAACCCUUAAGAGAACGUGUCCAGAAGUCCAUACAAGAGAAAAAUAAGCAGGUAAAGCAAACCUUAAUUAGGUCCCAGUUUGCUUGUACUUACAAAGAUGACUGCAUGAUAAGCAAGUAUAAAUGGAAUAGUGUUAAUUCGGCAUCAGACCCUUUGUGUGUGCUUCUAAUGGAAAAUGACUCUUCUGAAGGUGUAAAAAUAUCUGCUGGAAGACUAACAAUUGGAACAAGUUCUGGAAAUGUUCAUCAGGACAGAAGUAAAAAUAAAAACAUAUCAAGAAAAUCAAGUACGCGGACAGGAAAUAAGAACUCAAAAAGAAAACAGUUGGAUUUGGAUGGUGAAAAUAUUUUUUGUGAUAAUGGAAAUGAACAGCUUGAACAGAAAGAUACUAAGAUACCUAAGACAUCAAAGGAUUCACAGAAAAAGUUGGAUGUCAAAUUAGCUCGAAAAGUAAAAGGCAACAAAUGUACCACUAAGGUCAAAUUGAUUAGUGGCCAGACAAAAUUAACUCAAUUUUUCAGACUGUGAAUUUGUCUUCUAACUAUAUAAAACCCACUCACCAAGGACAUACCCUUGGUUUCUAAAAGGUUCAAGGUGCAAUUUACCCAUGGCUUUAUUGUAUUGAUCUGAAGUGUGUUUAAGGUAUCAUGCUAAUUUGUUAAAAAGUAUGGAUUGUGAUAAGAGUUGUAUGAACCCCUAAUAAAAUGAUUAAAAAAACAACUAAUAAGUCAUAAUCUUGCAGAAGUUUCAAGAAGUUUAAUAAUUCAAGGAAAAAGCAUA